UCCUCUGCGCAGGCGCCGUUGGGCCGCGGGGCUUUCUGGGUAAAGAUGGAUGUCCACGAUCUUUUUCGCCGGCUUGGCGCGGGGGCCAAAUUCGACGUGAAUCGCUUCUCGACAGAUGCAGCCCGAUUUCAGUUAGGAAAAAGGAAACAUGACUUUAAUUCUUCAGAGGUGCUGCAGGGACUGGACUUUUUUGGAAACAAGAAGUCUGUCCCAGGUGAGUAUGGCACAUCCAGAAUGCAUCAAGAACUCCAAGGUGAAGAGAAAGAAGAAGAAAGCUUAAUCGAAGGGAAGAGGAAACAGAACAAGAAAAAGAGAAAGAUGAUGACUCCAGAAAUUACGUCUCCAGAAGAAGGAGCUACUAUACAGUGGAUAUCAUCUGUGGAAGCCAAGAUUGAAGAUAAAAAAGUUAAAGGAGAAAAUAAACUAACUUCAGGCAAGUUGGAGCAUCUCAGAAAGGAAAAGAUAAACUUCUUCCGGAAUAAACACAAAAUUCAUGUCCAAGGAACAGAUCUUCCUGACCCAAUUGCUACAUUUCAGCAACUUGACCAGGAAUAUAAAAUCAACUCUCGACUACUUCAGAAUAUUCUCGAUGCAGGCUUCCAGGUGCCUACAGCAAUCCAAAUGCAGGCCAUUCCCGUUAUGCUGCACGGUCGUGAACUUCUGGCUUCUGCUCCUACUGGAUCUGGAAAGACUCUGGCUUUUAGCAUUCCCAUUUUAAUGCAGCUGAAACAACCCACAAAUAAAGGCUUCAGGGCUCUGAUAAUAUCACCAACACGAGAACUUGCCAGCCAGAUUCACCGAGAACUAUUAAAAAUCUCUGAGGGAACAGGGUUCAGGAUACACAUGAUUCACAAAGCAGCAGUGGCAGCCAAAAAAUUUGGACCUAAAUCAUCUAAGAAGUUUGAUAUUCUUGUGACUACUCCAAAUCGACUGAUUUAUUUAUUAAAGCAAGAUCCUCCAGGAAUAGACCUAACAAGUGUUGAGUGGCUCGUGGUAGAUGAAUCAGACAAACUGUUUGAAGAUGGUAAAACUGGAUUUAGAGACCAGCUGGCUUCCAUUUUCCUGGCCUGCACAUCCCACAAGGUCAGACGAGCUAUGUUCAGUGCCACUUUUGCAUACGAUGUUGAACAGUGGUGCAAACUCAACUUGGACAAUGUCAUUACUGUAUCCAUUGGAGCAAGGAAUUCUGCAGUAGAGACUGUAGAACAAGAACUUCUCUUUGUUGGGUCUGAGACUGGAAAACUUCUGGCCAUGAGAGAACUUGUUAAAAAGGGUUUCAGUCCACCUGUUCUUGUUUUUGUUCAGUCCAUUGAAAGGGCUAAAGAACUUUUUCAUGAGCUCAUAUAUGAAGGUAUUAAUGUGGACGUUAUUCACGCAGAGAGGACACAGCAACAGAGAGAUAACACCGUGCAUAGCUUCAGAGCGGGGAAAAUCUGGGUUCUUAUUUGUACAGCCUUGCUGGCAAGAGGGAUUGACUUUAAAGGCGUGAACUUGGUGAUCAACUAUGACUUUCCAACCAGUUCAGUGGAAUAUAUCCACAGGAUAGGUCGAACUGGAAGAGCGGGACAUAAAGGAAAAGCUGUUACAUUUUUCACUGAAGAUGAUAAACCAUUAUUAAGAAGUAUUGCGAAUGUUAUACAGCAAGCCGGAUGUCCUGUACCAGAAUACAUAAAAGGUUUCAAAAAACUUUUAAGCAAACAAAAGAAAAAAAUGAUUAAGAAACCAUUGGAAAGGGAGAGUAUUAGUACAACUCCAAAGUACUUCUUAGAGAAAGCUAAGGAUAAACAGUAAGUAUAUGGGAAAAGGUCACUGGUCAGAACACCAAGAAGUAGCUUCUGAAGACAGAAUUUAAAAGCAGACUUUUUAAGACUAUCCUAGAAAUAUAAUUUUAUGAUCCCAGCGUGAAUGUUGUUGCAGAAUACUUCACGUUAUAAAAUCACUUGUGUCAGUCGUUGGAAAUCAAGUACAAGUACAUAGGAGUGGUGAAGAAUGAUUUAUGAUUCUGCUGUCAAUGUGUCAUGUCAAAUUUCAGUUUGAAGGUGACUUUUAAAUGAUUAUACCAUGGAAAUAAUGGUCAUUGGCUUUUUUCUGUGGUUUGAAUCCAAAGAGAUACUUCUCAUAGAAGGCCAGAAGCUUAUUUAACAACACUCAGGUGUGGUGAGCUCCUGAGGAUUUCCCUUUAAGUGUGAAGGAAGGUGUGCUAUGUGCUGUGCACAGGCAUCUGGAACAAUUUCGAAGUAAUGAUUGUCCCCGCCCUUGUCUUUGGAUGGACAAGAAGCAGCAUAGGCGGUCUACCAAGAAGAAAUUUGCUGCUUUCUUUUUUACUGUUUCUUAAUUUGUGAUGACCUUUUGUAGGGUGAGCCACAACAAAGAGAUUCCUCAUCUACGGUUGGUUAUUCAAGUUACCUCAGAUUUUUAAUUCUUUGGCCUAUUAAAUAUCCUUAUACCUCAUUGGUAAGGUAGCCCAUACCUUCCCUGGGAUAAUGUUGCAGCUACAAGAUUCUGGUCAGCCUCUUCUUACUUCAUUUUCCAUGAUUUAACCAAGCUUUUUCCUGCCUCUUUCCAUGCAAGAUGAUUUUGCUAGAAAACCAAUAAACGUUUUACCAUGAUAGGGAAGAAUGUUUCCGUUACUUGAUACACUUCUUCUUUCUCACCUUAUCUUUCCUGAGGCUUUUUGGCCCUUCAUCUGUUUAGUAAACAGAUUUCUCCCAGAGGUAAAGGAUUAUGAUUAUACAGUGAUGGAAAAUAUCCAUUGCUAUUAGAAGAUCUUUAUUGCUAGUUUUGUACAGCAGAAUAAAAGCAUUGACUUCAUACAUGUAAAGUAUUUAGAAUGGUGCUUCACACAUGCAUGUUUAGCUAUUACCAGUACUACUAAAAUAACUGUAAGCUUUUCUUAGCAGCAUUUGAAUUAAACUUAUUUCUUUUGUUCACAGACUUUUGACGGGUAGACUCUGUCUCGAAUAUUUUAGGUGGGACAAAAAUUGUUCAUCUUCAGAAUUUAUUUAAAUGAAGAUCUAUUGCUCCAAGGUGCAAAGAAUAUUUAUGGGCACGUAAUGUUUUGUUCGUUCUUGCAAACAAAUCCUUGACUCGGUAUAUAUCCUGGAGUCAGGUAUACCGUUGCUACCCAUCUGUAGACUGUAUGACGUUGGAGGAGUUCUUUAAUGUCUCAGCGUUUCAGGUGUUAAUUUGUGAAAUGGAAGUAAUACCAAUUUAACAACAAUUAUGUCUCAAGAUUGGAAGUACCUACUUCUGAGCCUGACACAAACUCACAACAAAUAUUCAUUUAACAGACAUUUUAGUUUUUGUUAGGAAUAAAGGCUUAAUAACACAGUCCCUGCCCUUAUAAUGUAGUGGUGGAGAGAAGUGAAGGAACAAAUAGUGUGGCAAGUGCUAUGUCAGAGGUAAGGCUGGGAUGCGGGAGCAUUAAAAGAGGGCAUCAGACCCAGAUGGGGAUGUCCUGGAAGGUUUCCCAGAGGCCUGAGCUGAGUCUCUUAGGAGUCAGCAGUUAAAGAAGGGCAACAAAUCAUUCCAGGCAGAAACAUCACGUCUUCUAUGACCUUGAUACACUCCCUUCAUUUGACUUAAUUUCCUCUGUAUAACCACCCAUCCGUAAAUGAAAUGACUAUAUACCUGCACCGACUUUGUUCCUCAGUGGGUUAAUAUUGGCUUUAGCUGCUGUAGUUGACUGAAACUAUCUCCUACACAAAUUUCAGUUUCACUUAAGAAGAGAAAGAAGUGAAAUUACUGAAUAGACAGUUAUGACAAAGGAACACGUUCACUGCUUUCAUAAAAUGAGCAAAAACUUUGGAGUUUCAAUCCCGCCUCUGCUGACUGUGGUUUAUGACCUGGGUGAAUUAACUUUUUAGGCAUAGUUUCCUCACUCAUCGAAAAUGCCAGUACUAAGUAACACUGAGGAUUUUUUUAAAAUGCAUAUAAAGUUUCUGACCUGUAAUUUGUGCCCAGUAAAUGGUAGCUAUUAUUACAAAUUGUUUUCCAGUAAAAGCCCUGAGGAAAAGGUGAAAGUAGAUAAAGCUAAUUAAUCAAAUACUACUAAGCAAACUCUGAGGGCUUGAAAAAGUUUACUCUUAGCUCCUGUAUGUUAUUUACAGACUAGUUUGAUUAGAAAAAAAAAACCGAGAGAGGGUCUGAGUAAUUUUGAAGUAACUGCUUUCGAAACACUGCAAGUAUGGGAAAAACAAAUGAAUUAAGGGACUGUUAGGUGGCGCGAUGGCAGGACCGAACAAGACUAGUGCACCUUGGAGGUUUUAUAUGUCAUUUGGGUUUGUGUGCACUU
Loxodonta africana (African savanna elephant) is the source of this 4294-nucleotide messenger RNA. It is a transcript of the gene DDX52, whose product is annotated as DExD-box helicase 52. The coding region runs from base 46 to 1791 and encodes 581 amino acids. The transcript is spliced from 15 exons. Lineage: Eukaryota; Metazoa; Chordata; Mammalia; Proboscidea; Elephantidae. Gene Ontology annotation, molecular function: nucleic acid binding; RNA helicase activity; ATP binding. Gene Ontology annotation, biological process: maturation of SSU-rRNA. The record is from RefSeq and is a predicted model, not a curated record.